Molecule: messenger RNA, 4626 nt
Organism: Caenorhabditis auriculariae
Lineage: Eukaryota; Metazoa; Nematoda; Chromadorea; Rhabditida; Rhabditidae
Source: the annotation of a GenBank genome assembly
AUGAACACGCCACAAAAUCUUCAAGAAGGUACUCCGAGGGAAAAGGUGGGUUAUUCACAAUCUAAACGAACAUUUUGAAUCUUCAGGCUCAAUGUCUGUUGUAUGAAGAAAUCCGCGAAACCGACAGCAUAAUCCGGGAUUUGACGAGAAAAAUUCUCAACAGCGAAGAGUUGAUAAAGAACAUCCAACUGGAAAAAGAAUCAGAUGUCAAACGUCUCAAGGAAGUUGAAACCCGUCGAAUCGAAAAAGCAACGAGAGGAAAGAAUACACUUCGGAACAAAGGAUAGAGGAAAUAGAAAACUUCUCUGAAGCGAAAGAAAAGACUUGAAGAAUGGAAAAUAAGCUUUUACAAAGACUACAGCGUGCGGCUGAAUCGUCAACGCGAGGAUAUGGUGGAUAAUAUAAAAGGAUUUCGGGGCCCGUUUUUCAUGCACCAAUUUUUCUCGAAGAGUCCGAAAAAUCAGGUAAAACCCAUGAAAAUCGGCAAAUCAUGAUUAUUUCCCCAGAACCCACCAUCAACGGAUGCAGAAUGGAUCCAACGAGUCUUGAGCCUCGCAGAAAAUUCUCUUCGCCAAAUUAACCAGAAAAUGAAGGAGCUGGCAAAAAAAAGACAAAUUAUCGAUGGAGAAAUGCAACAACGGGCACAAAAAUUUCGUGACUAUGAGGAUAAUAUACAAAAAAUGGAAGCAAACCAUCUCGGUUCACACCCUGAGCAAGACGAAGACUUGAGAGAAGAACAACGCUUAAUACAUAAAUUCGAAAUUGAAUGGACCUCGAGAAACUGGAUUUAUCGAAAGAGAUUUGAAAUCUUUGGCUGAUUUUAUGCAUCAACAAUAUGACAGAAAAUGGCAAUACUGGAAUGAAAUGAAUAAAUUAAAAGAGAUAAUCGAUAACACCACUGAAAUCAGCCCUUCAAGUACUACAGCGAACACUUCUGACCUGCAAACACUUCGCUUCCAUAGAGUGAGUGAGGUAGAAUACUUAUGAAACGAUCGAACAAAAAAAAAAAACAACUAUUCAGCAAAAACCAGCUUCGCAAUUUCAACAUCAGACUAUUCACGAAGGUCACUCUCCCACGGUCCGUUUCCAUAUUUUGAAAAAAAAAAAUCUUCUUUUUUUAUCAUCAAAAAGUCUUAUGAAUUUAUAGAUUAUGCAUAGAUUUGAAAACCCAGGGAGGAGCUCCUCAACCAUCUCAGUUCAAUCUUCCGGUUCGAAAACUCCAGCCACAAAUCAUAGAUCCAGAAGAUAAAAAACGACUUGACCAGGUUAUCGAGCAGCAAAAGGUCGUUCUUCCAAUAAUUUUUAUAUGUGAUUUUAAAAAUUCGACAGAUUCGAAAAGAAGUCAAAGAGCAAACGAAGGACAUGAGUCUUGCCGAGUUGAUGAGCAAAUUUGGAAUACAGGUAGAGUGUAGAAAUCGAUCAGAAAGACCAAAAAAACUCAAUAAUAAACUCUCAGGUUUUUGGACUACAGUAACUAUAUUUUUUUUGGCAAUAUCUGUUGAGAAUACUGUACAGAAAAGCAGAAAAAACUUAAAAUCGUCAAAGUUUUCCUUGUUCGAAGACAUUGUUUUUUGGGCUGACUUUUCAAAUCUUUCACAUUUCCUUCGAGCUAAAUUGAAAUAACCAGGAAAUGGUCUCCGGUCGGACCCCUGAAUGAGACCAAGUUUGCUAGAUGUAAUUUUUCACGCUGAUUUCAAAUCUGGUCUUGAAAACCGCCGAGGAGAUCUGUGAAAAACGUUAUGUACCCUCAAAAGUCGAAAAUUUCCUUGUCUCCGAUUGAGCUCAAUUUUUGAGCAUGUACAGAUCUCGUUCCUCUGAGAACACAAAACGACUAGCUCUUGCAUUUCGUCGCAAUAAUUAAUCCCCUGCAUGAGAAGAAAAGCUGGUAUAAAAUUACGAGAUUUUGAUUUUGAGAAAUUUCAAAAGUUUCGUAAAAUUUGAAAAAAUACUUGCUGAAUGUAUCAAAUCAACAUCAAAACUAUCACAUCUAUCUCUGAAAGUUAUCAUUACGCUGUUAAGAUAAAUAAUACUACCGACUCUGACGAUCCGUCACAAAAUUCCCCAGGUGAGAAGCCGAUGAACACUUCGGAACGGGUUCGUGAAGUUUGAUCUGAAAAUAGUUUCCUCUGAUCUUUCAGACAUCUACUCCAGAACAGGAAACCACAACCAAACCAAGAGGAAAAACUCUCCCGAGAUUCGAAUUUCUCAGAACCUAUCCCUCACAGGUUAUGAAUAUUCUAGUGCACAAGAACAAUUUGUACUUAUCCAGUUCGAACUGAAAAAAGAACCCGAAACACCAAGAAACACUGGCUUCGAGGGCGGUUAUCCCUCCAGUCAACUUUUUUUAAACGUAAGUUUGGAGGAGUCUUCAUAAAGUACCAAUAAAAUGUUAAGAGAGUUGAAAAUAGCUUCUCCAGCUCUUCUGGAACCAUGGGGAUUUCGAACCGACAUGAAGAAGUUCCGAAAGAAGAUUGGACCGCUAAAAGUAUUUUUGAGGUAUUCAAUCAAAUUGAAAAAAAUAAUUUCCAUGAGAAAGAUAUUUUUUUCAGACUUUCUAACUACUCAGCCACCUCUGUUCCUUCGCAUAAAAAUUAUAACGUCAAAGUUGCAGACCUGACCGAUUCAAAAAGAGCUGACCAGGUAAGAAAAAAAACCUCCGUUUCUUAUAGAUAUUUCUUUUUUUGUUGAACUGAAAAAAAAGAUUAAAUUAAAAAUUCUCGAUAACGACCAGAAAAACUGCAAACUCAGAUGGGAGAAGUCGCGGUUAACACUGGGAAAACCUGGAAAAGCCAAUCCACAAACAGAGAAACACGUUUCAUGAGUGAGUCUUGAUUCAAUAAGUUUCAGCUUUACGAGCUUUCAGAGGAAAUUCCAGCCUAUCCAUUUUCUGAUGAAACCCAAGCUCGCCCCACAGAAUAUCAAAACAGGAAACGAAGUUUAUCAGAGUUCAUUCCUGGCUGGAACGUUUUGAUUCAGACAUCGUCAAAGUUCGAGAAUCUCUCGAAGGAAUCAAAUGAAAGUGAAUCAGUGGAUCAAAAUCCGAAAGGAUAACCAUUACCGUCUGCAACGCACAUGCAUCUUCCAAUCGAUAUCGGAAAAGCUUUCAGGUCGUUCUCAGGAGAUUUUCGAGGCUGAAACUUCUCGAGAUAACAUUCAAACUUCCCAAAUCGAGGAUUCCGACGACAAAAAUGAGAAAAUCGUCCAAAAACCGUCAAAAGGCCACAAAGAACUCCCGAAAAGUACAGAAAAUUCGGAAUCUAUCCAGGGUCCAAGCCAAUCCAGCAAUGAGGUGAAAAGUUUUUCUUUAAAAGAUGUAAAAUUGAGUAAAAUCAUUUUAGGAAAUAAGCUAUUCGCCUUAUCGAUAUGAGCUCAAUGAAAGUCUUGAGCGUUCCCAGCAAAGUCAAGGUUUCAUUUUUGAUUCUGAUCCAAACUGAUUUUCGCACUUCAGAAACGAUUCAAAAAGACAGUCCUCCACUUUUCUCCGAGGUUCAGAAAGAAAAAGAACGCGUGGAGUCUGCAUUAUCGUCUCAAAAGGUCUUGAUUGAAGGCGAGAUGUGAAAAAUAAAAAAAACUUUCAGAACCUACCGGAUCGAGUGAAAGAGCUUCUGAAACAAGCAGAAAGAAAACGCGAUGAGACUCGUCGACAAUAUGAAGAUGAGAAAGUCAGGAGGGAAAAAAUCAGAGAAGAAAAACGGCUGCAAUUGGAAGAGCUUGAAAGGAAAGACCGCGAAAAAGAAGAAGAAGCAGCUCGAGAACUGGCCGAACUUGAUAAGAGGAUCCAAGACGACGAGCGAAAGAGCCAAAAGGUUAUCCAUUGAAAAAUAAUCGACACCUUUAUUUGAAACGAUUUCGAAGCGCAAACUGACUAGUGAGAUUUGCGCAAGUUUGCUUUAGGACCUCUUAGUUACGGAAAAACACAAAAAAAAUCUCCCGACGUUCACGUUAUCGACGACUAUGAAGGAAAAGCCGGAAAAUAUCAUUUUGUUUGGGAACCAGAGUGUUCUGAAUGAGACGACAACACAUUUCCAUCGAUAGUUCAACUAGAGACUAUAAAAUUACCUUCCGAUUCGUCAAAAAACUUGAUUUUGUGCAAGUGUUUCAGUGGUCUUCGACAAAAGAGAGCUCAGAAAAAGAUGAAAGAAGGGAAAUCGAGGAAAGAGAUACGCAAAACUGAAGAAAGGAAGCAAGCGUUGCUGGAAAAACUGAAAGAACUCGAACCUUUUCAGAACGACGAAAUCACCGGAAGAAAAGGUCAGUUUUGCGUAUAUUCAUUCGAAUGAAACUGUACGAUGCCGACAAGUUUAGGUUGAACCGUCUCAAGCAGAAAUAGAACUUAUAGCAAAUUCCACGGACGAAGUGAUCAGAGAAAUACAGGAAAAAAGUUCAUUAGAACUCGAAAAAAUUCGGCGGCGAUGUGAAAAAGAGAGACUGGCGAGAAAAAGAGUCCGAGAUGAACAACAACAGCGGUUAGAAGAACUUAGAAGACAAGAACAAGAAAUCGAUGAAGAAUCGGCUCGGAAACUUGCCGAGUUUCAGGAAAAUCUAGUUCGGGAGAAGAUCCAAGAAGGGCAGAAUAAAGAAGAAGAAGCAGCCAGAAAAGGUCGUCGAGCAGAAAAGGAGCUCUGA